This is a messenger RNA of Laccaria bicolor S238N-H82, 876 nucleotides long. RefSeq lists its product as uncharacterized. The transcript is spliced from 2 exons. NCBI's taxonomy places the organism in Eukaryota, Fungi, Basidiomycota, Agaricomycetes, Agaricales, Hydnangiaceae. The record is from RefSeq and is a predicted model, not a curated record. Bases 176 to 502 code for a protein of 108 amino acids.
UUCAAAAGCUCUUGAAGAGCGUGUCCCUCUUCCACGACUCCUACGCCCGUAAAUCACACCUCGCUGUGCAGGUCCUUUCUCUUUUCCACCGCAGCACCUACCGUCGUAUCCAACUUUACCGACGUUACAUUCUCUUUUUAACCACAUUCGCAAAUCUCGCCCAGCGCCAAACACGAUGUUCUUCAAACUCCCCACCCUUACUUUCAUCGCCCUUUUCACCCUUCUCUUCUCGCUCCUCACCGUCUCCGCCCACGCACUUCCCACAGCACCUGGAAGUCUCAUGGGUCGCACCUACUCUCGCCAUGAUUCUUCCGUGGCUCGUCGCUCUGACGCCGCUACCAUCGAUGCCCGGGAGCAGGAACUAAAGCGAGCUGACAGGUUCCAACGCCGGCUCGCCAACGUGCACGUCGCCCGCGUGCCAGUGGCUGUGGCAGACCUAGGUGUACGCGGAGGUACCCUUGCGGCGAGGCACGCCAAAGCAAUUGCCGAGUCCGAGGCCUGAAAGAAGAAGAGAACCCCGCUACCACUCUUCGUCCGCCCAUGCAUUCACAACGGAUUAUUGUAUCACCGCCAGCAACCCUAUCCGUCCGACUUUGACAACUGGCGCUUGACGCCUAAAAUUAUUCACCCUAUCUCCCCCGCUGGAGCUGUUGGUGGUUGAACCUUCGCAGUAUUUAAUUCGAGGGCCGGUUUUUUAUUUCUUGGAUGGAGCUUGAUCGAUUCGACUUCACAUACCUCCGCUACCCAUGGAAUGGCAAUUAUGACUAUUUAGUAUGAAUUGAUUUCGUACAUUGUAACCUUCAAAGUCGGAUAGAUGUGUAUUUUUAUCGCCUACUUGUACGUAACGACUUGUGCUCAAGACAAAAGAAGCAUCAC